GUUACUCGACCGGCCGGACGUUAAACGAGCCCAGCGGCGCGCAGUACUGUCGUCGAAUCGAUAACCUAUCGAAGGAUACACUUGACCGCCCGUGCGAAAGAAUGCUCAGGACCAAGUUGUUACAGCGGUGCCUGUCGCAUCACGUGCCUCUGAGCUGUAGAGCGAUGCAUCUCCUGAAGGACAAUGCGUACAUCGAUGGGAACUGGAUAGGCGCCGGUAACAAGCAGACGUUUCCCAUCUGCAAUCCAGUCGACAACACCGUCAUCGCUCACGUUCCCGACAUGAACGUCGCCGACACUCGGGCGGCCGUCGACGCCGCCGCCGAGGCCUUCCGCUCGUUCAGCAGAACCACGGCCAAGGAGAGGAGCGACCUGCUUAGAAAGUGGUACAAUCUGAUGGUCGAGCACUCCGAGGACCUGGCCCGCAUCUUGACCAAGGAGAACGGCAAGUCGCUCGCCGAGUCCAGGGCGGAGAUUAAGUAUGGCAACUCCUUCGUCGAGUGGUUCUCGGAGGAAGCGCGGAGAAUAGGGGGCGAGGUGCUGCAGGCCCCCGUGGCGAACAGAGAGCUGUUCCUGCUGCGACAGCCGGUCGGCGUGGCCGCCUUGAUCACCCCGUGGAACUUCCCGCACGCUAUGAUCACCAGGAAGGCCGGUGCCGCGCUCGCCGCCGGCUGCACGUGCGUCGUUAAACCGUCCGAGGACACUCCGCUGACGGCGCUGGCGCUGGCGGACCUCGCGGAGCAGGCGGGCUUCCCUCCGGGCAUCCUGAACGUACUCACCACGAGCGUCACGAAUUCCGCCGCCGUCGGCAAAGAGCUGUGCGAGAAUCCGAAGAUAAGAGUGUUGUCGUUCACCGGCUCCACGGCCGUGGGGAAGAUCUUGUACAAGCAGUGCGCCUCGACCAUGAAGCGGCUCGGCCUCGAGCUGGGCGGUAACGCGCCGUACAUCGUCUUCAAAUCCGCGGAUGUGGAUCUCGCCGUGAACAGCGCUAUGGCCAGCAAGUUUCGCAACACCGGCCAGACGUGUGUCUCGGCCAACAGGUUUUUCGUAGAGGCCGACGUCUUCGACGAGUUCGUGAGGAGGUUCGCGGAGAGAAUUGAGAGGGAUAUCAAGAUGGGAGACGGUAGUCAGGAGGGUGUCACUCACGGGCCGCUCAUUAAGAAGAGCCAGUUGGACAUGGUGAGCGGUCUGGUGAAGGACGCCGUCAAGAAGGGUGCUAGGGUACACUGCGGCGGGGGCCCAUUGCCGGAUCUCGGACCGUUGUUUUACGCUCCUACCCUGUUGACCAAUGUAACCAAAGACAUGCAAAUUUACAACAAGGAAAUCUUCGGGCCCGUGGCUGUGAUCAACAAGUUUUCCAGCGAGGAAGACGUAUUGAGGCAAGCCAACGACACACCCGUCGGCUUGGCCGGAUACUUCUUCUCGCAGGACGUAUCGCAGAUAUUUAGGGUCGCGCGCAAGCUGGAAGUCGGCAUGGUAGGCGUCAACGAGGGCCUGAUCUCGUGCGCGGAGGCUGCUUUCGGCGGGGUGAAAGAGUCUGGUUUAGGUAGGGAGGGUUCCAAGCACGGGGUCGAGGAUUUUCUCGAUAUCAAAUACGUAUGUGUCGGCAAUCUUAAAUUCUGAUCAUACAAAAUGCAUCUCGGACACCAGUCGCUAUUAUCAGAUAAUGGUUGUUACAAAUCGAGUAUAGACAAUAAUAGACUAUUAUAAUUUAACGAUAAUGUAUAACAGUGAGACAAGAUUAGUUCCAGAGUGUCCUAAGUAACUGUAAUUUUUGGCUAUGAUUAUUUGUGUAUAUAUAAUUCUACUAAUUUUGUUUUUAAUGCCUUGUAUUCUUUACAUAGUUGUAAGUUCUUGCAAUACGAGAAACAAUUUAAAUUUGAAUUUUUUAAACUCGAGCAACUUUAUUUUAAUUUGUAUCGGAUACAUUUACUGAAAUGUAUACUUAACAAUUUAUUGUUGUAUAUAUACGUAUUUGUUAAUGUUAAAUAAGUAUCAGUGAGAAUAUUAAGUUUCUAUAGUGCAAUAUGUAAUUUAGUUAUUAUAUAAUAGUAUAAAAGUAUUGAUUUUGCAUUUCACUUUACUAAUUCUGCUUUCACUUAUCCGUGUUGUAGAUUUUAUAUUUUUUAUAUCACAUAUAAUACGUACAGUACAAAACAAGUCUUCCAAAUUUUAUAAAUGGAGUACAAUGUAUAAGAAAUAUUUAGGAGAGGCAUGAGAAUACAUUUGUUCCUACACAAUUAUCUAUCUUUUUUUUCAUAGAUAUUAUAUAGAGAUAUUAUAUGGUUUAAUUGUACAACGUAAUUACUCGGAAUUACGAGAGGAACUCCAUGGAGAAUGUUAGACAGUAUAUAUAGGAAUAAUAUGAGAUUUAUAGAUAUAUACAAAUCAUAUAAUUAUAUAGAUUUUAAGUCUAUAGGCUGUUACAUAGGUAUCCCAUACUUUUCUUCGCUCACGUAAUUGUUUUAACAAGUCCUUUUGUCUAACAUACUCUUUUGUGACUUGAAAAAGUUCCAUUAAAAAAACAAUUGCGUUAUAUUGCACGCUUGAACAAAAUCAUGUAACUUUUGUUCGUGAUUUCAAAAUUAUAAGUGUGAGAUUACAAUGUUUAUAUAUUAUAUAUAUUAUAUAUUAUAUAAAUAAUGUUUAUAAAAUUAAUAUAAAUCUUUUUACAUCGAAAAUAGUACAAAUUCUUUUGGCCUCUCGUAUGUACAGUCAAGAAAGUAUGGCGUGUACCUAUGACGUUUCGUUUAUCUACAAUGAAAUAAUUGAUAAUUCGAUAUAAAAGUCUUACUCUCCCUGCUGCUCAACGUGUAAUUCCAUUAUAAUCGACAACUGCACUAUACAAUGCACAAUUGCAUUACAUAAAACAACGUUCUUGCCAAGUAUUGCUUAUGAAUACAUUGGAUAGGAUAUUUGUACAAUUACAUGUGAUCGUAUUUUAGAAAUAAAGAUGUAUUCACAUGAAGUAAUAGUAAAUAUAAUACAUGAACAGUAGAACAUGUUAUAUAGAUGUUAUUAUAAUGACAGUGUUAUAACCAGAAUAAAACAGCAGUAAGAAUGUCAGCAA
Vollenhovia emeryi is the source of this 3069-nucleotide messenger RNA. It is a transcript of the gene Ssadh, whose product is annotated as succinate-semialdehyde dehydrogenase, mitochondrial. The record is from RefSeq and is a predicted model, not a curated record. Gene Ontology annotation, biological process: GABA catabolic process. Gene Ontology annotation, molecular function: succinate-semialdehyde dehydrogenase (NAD+) activity. Lineage: Eukaryota; Metazoa; Arthropoda; Insecta; Hymenoptera; Formicidae. The coding region runs from base 102 to 1622 and encodes 506 amino acids. The transcript is spliced from 2 exons.